Messenger RNA from Heterocephalus glaber (naked mole-rat), 834 nucleotides. The record is from RefSeq and is a predicted model, not a curated record. NCBI's taxonomy places the organism in Eukaryota, Metazoa, Chordata, Mammalia, Rodentia, Bathyergidae.
AUGAGGAGGGGUAAUCAGAGCAGUGCAUCUGAUUUAAUCCUCUUCAGGCUCCCUAUCAGGAAGGAAGAGCAAGGCAUGUACAAGGACCUGUUUGUGGUCCUGUACCUGACCACAGUGCUGGGGAACCUGCUCAUCAUCCUGCUCAUCAGACUGGACUCCCACCUCCACACCCCCAUGUACUUCUUCCUCAGCCACUUGGCUCUAGCUGACAUCUCUUUCUCAUCAGUCACAGCUCCAAAGAUGCUAAUGAAUAUGCUGACUCAUAGUCAAUCCAUCUCUUAUGCUGGAUGCAUUUCUCAAGAAUUCUUUUGCUUAUUAUUUUGUGCUGUUGAUAGCUUCCUUCUCACUGCAAUGACCUUUGAUAGAUAUGUGGCCAACUGUCGUCCCCUUCACUACAACAUCAUCAUGAGUCAGAACCUCUGUUUCCUGCUAGUAAUUGUGUCCUGGGUCUUGUCCUCUGCAAGUGCCCUUGUGCACAAUCUCCUUCUAGCCCAACUCUCUUUCUCUAGAGACAACACUCUCCACCACGUUUUCUGUGACCCCUCUGCUUUACUUAAGCUGUACAGUUCAAUUACCACCAGCAAUGGCCUGGUUAUUCUCAUUGUAGGAUCAAUGGUUAUUACACUACUAUUUAUAUCCAUUCUGGUGUCUUAUGGCCACUUUGGGGCCACCAUCCAGAGAUCAUCCUCAAUCAAGGGAAUUUGCAAAGCCUUCUCCACAUGUGGCUCUUAUGUGUCUAUAGUUUCUCUGUAUUAUGGAGCAAUUCUUGGACUAUACUUUGUACCUUCUUCCAAUAACACUGAAGACAAUGAUGUCAUUGUGGCAGUGUUGUAG